UUUCGUGAAUUGGUCUACCAUCAUCAGGCAGUGUUCAUUUCCUCGCUCGGUCUUGGGUAAUUGGCCAAUGAAAUCAAUGUACGGGAAUUAGUACAGACGAAAUGCACAGGAAGUUCCUUUUCAGCCAUUAUUUGCAGUCGGUGCUGGAUACGCACCUUAGAUACACACAAUGCCAUCCGAAGCUGUAGAGAAACCUUUAGUUGAAGAUGUUAAGGACGGUUCCGACUCGGGAACAGAUUCAGACAGCGAUGAUAUGCCGGAACUAGAGGAUGGGGAUACUGCACAACACAGCAAGGUUGCAGAGGCAGCUGGUAUUAAGGAAGAGCUAGUGAGCAAGGCCAAACAGAGUCGCAGUGAGAAGAAAGCAAGAAAAGCCAUGUCAAAACUAGGACUUAAACAGGUGACAGGCGUUACACGAGUAACCAUCAGAAAAUCCAAAAAUAUUCUUUUUGUAAUUGGUCAACCAGAUGUUUACAAGAGCCCUGCUUCAGACACUUAUAUUGUAUUUGGAGAAGCGAAGAUUGAAGAUCUGAGCCAGACCCCCCAGAUGUUGGCAGCAGAGAACUUCAAGCGACCUGAGACCACGACAGGCCAUGGAGAUCUGCCCAGCACGGUGACACAGCCUAUCCAGGAGGAGUCAGAGGAUGAAGAUGAGGUUGAUGAGACUGGAGUAGAGGCCAAGGACAUUGAGCUGGUCAUGUCACAGGCCAGCGUCAAGCGAAGCAAAGCCAUUAAAGCCCUAAAAAAUAACAAUAACGAUAUUGUUAAUGCAAUAAUGGAGUUGACGAUGUAACCCUCCUGGGAGCUUCAUUUGUGUGUAUGUGUGUGUGUUUUACGUGUCAGUGUGCCUGAGCUUUGUACUGUUCCCAUCUGAACAAAAUAAAUUAUAGAAAACCCA
Dreissena polymorpha is the source of this 898-nucleotide messenger RNA. Its product is annotated as nascent polypeptide-associated complex subunit alpha-like. The record is from RefSeq and is a predicted model, not a curated record. NCBI's taxonomy places the organism in Eukaryota, Metazoa, Mollusca, Bivalvia, Myida, Dreissenidae. Gene Ontology annotation, biological process: protein targeting to membrane. Gene Ontology annotation, cellular component: nascent polypeptide-associated complex; cytoplasm. The coding region runs from base 170 to 793 and encodes 207 amino acids. The transcript is spliced from 7 exons.